Tachysurus vachellii is the source of this 1342-nucleotide messenger RNA. It is a transcript of the gene ptp4a1, whose product is annotated as protein tyrosine phosphatase 4A1. NCBI's taxonomy places the organism in Eukaryota, Metazoa, Chordata, Actinopteri, Siluriformes, Bagridae. Gene Ontology annotation, biological process: protein dephosphorylation. The coding region runs from base 30 to 551 and encodes 173 amino acids. The record is from RefSeq and is a predicted model, not a curated record. The transcript has 5 exons. Gene Ontology annotation, molecular function: protein tyrosine/serine/threonine phosphatase activity. Gene Ontology annotation, cellular component: nucleus.
UAUUUGUCAGUUUUUUUUCAUUGUCAGCAAUGGCUCGUAUGAAUAGACCUGCCCCUGUGGAGAUCACAUAUAAAAACAUGAGGUUCCUCAUCACCCACAAUCCUACCAAUGCCACCCUAAACAAAUUCAUUGAGGAACUAAAGAAGUAUGGUGUGACAACAGUUGUUAGAGUGUGCGAGGCGACGUAUGAUGCCAACUUGGUCGCAAAAGAGGGCAUUCAGGUCCUGGAUUGGCCGUUUGAUGAUGGAGCUCCUCCUUCUAACCAGAUUGUUGACGAUUGGUUGAAUCUGCUGAGGAUUAAGUUUAGGGAGGAGCCAGGCUGCUGCAUAGCUGUUCACUGUGUAGCUGGCCUUGGAAGAGCUCCAGUCCUUGUUGCCCUCGCUCUGAUUGAGUGUGGUAUGAAGUAUGAAGAUGCUGUCCAGUUCAUUCGACAAAAGCGUCGGGGAGCAUUUAAUAGCAAGCAGCUCUUCUACCUGGAGAAAUAUCGCCCAAAGAUGCGUCUCCGCUUCAAAGAUUCAAACGGUCACCGCAACAACUGCUGCAUCCAGUAGAGCUUUUCCUGCAGCCCUGCUGGAAACCUUUAAUCCAUAUAUUUCUGUAAUGUGUACAGUUAUUACUCAGAAUUGAUGAACAUGUGAAAAUACCGAAAAGAUUAAAAAAAAUAAAUAAAUCAAUUUUACUUGUGAUUAUCCCCAUGUGUGUUGAUUUUACAGUGUGGCCUCAUUUGACAAGGUGAGUGCUUAUUGUAUGAUCAUGUGAAAAUUUAACAUCUUUUGAUUCCAGCCAUCAACUUGUAUAAACAUUUUGUAAAGCUGUUACAGGAGUGCCCUCUGCCAAACAGUAUUGUUUUUUUUUUGUUUUGUUUUUUUUUAACAACUAUAUGACAGCAUAGGUAUCAUUUAAUCUUAUUGUUUUUGAAGAUCUUAAAAUGCCUUAGUAAAUUGAAAAGGAGGUUGUUUUAUGGGCAUUUGUGAAAACAGCUACACACAGAAAAUCAUGAAUUACAAAAAAAAAUGUAGAAUUGUGUGUAUGUGGAAGGUAUGGGAUCUAGUUUGUGUUGUUUAUCUAAACUUCGUUUACUAAUUACUGCCAUGUCGAUAGUGUUUUUUGUUUUGUGUUUUGGCUUCAAACUGGACCUCUGCGAUAUUUUGUAUGCCUUUUUAUUUGAUGUGCGUAACUUAAAAAUACUUGGAUACUUGAUUUAUGUACGGUAUUUGAAACGUGUACUAUUAGAUUGGCUAUUUAUACUAUCACUGGGUAUGUGUUUUAGUAUAGUGAGAAAAGUUGUAACUGUUGACUGAUGAGAGAAGACGUAAAAUAAAGGAAUAAACUGAGGACACGA